AGAUUUUAGCAUCCAAGUAUCAAAAUAAGAAAAAAAAAUGGCUGAACAAUUAGGUGAGAUGAAGAAGGAAGUUUUGGCAGAACUGGAAAGGGUAGCAGAUCUCAAACAAUUAGAUGAAAAAGAAACAGAGUUCUUGCAUCAGAUGGUGGAGAACAUCAUCAAAGAUGGUUCGGAUGAAAUAAAAAAGUUUUCUUGGCUUCCUGAAGAUAUGAAAUCAGCUUCAGACGAGGCCAUUCUCACUUCUCUUGAACAGCAGCUGAGUCGUGAAGAGAAUCUGCUUCUGAAUCACGCAUUACAUCUGGAGACCUUUACCAUGACCCUGGAACCCGCUAAUUCACCCAAAACUGCACGUUUUACAAGAGGGGGGAGGAAAUUCUUGCAAGACAUCAAUCUUUCUACAUCAGAUGGAACCCCUACAGCCAUAAAGAAGCAAUUAACAAGCAUCCUCGUGGAGAUCAUUUUGCUGGUAAUGUCCUCCGUUGGCUUAAAAAUUUCUUAUACAGACGAGCAAAUGAAUGCUGUCAUCGACAAGGUCAGUCAGUUGCUUACUGAUAACAUUCAACAGAAGAUUGAGGAGUUUGUCAAGGAUUGGCCGAAAGCAACCACUGUCAUGGCCAAGGCACAGCUAGUCUUUAAUCUGCUGAAAUCCUUAGCAACAGGUGGUACUGGCCUUGUGAUGAAAAUUGGCUAUGCUAUAAUUUCCCAAUUGUCAUGGUGGGAAAGAAUGAAGAUGAUUGCUAAAUUUAAGGUGGCCUACGACAAUGCGAUGAAAAAUCCAUCCGCAACGAUAGCAAAAAUAGCAAAGUCGUUGACAAGUGCACCUGGCAUCAUUGAAAAGAAAGUAUUUAAUGUGUCUGCCUUGAAGAAUCUUCCACAAAAGUGA
Messenger RNA from Saccostrea cuccullata (small rock oyster), 883 nucleotides. RefSeq lists its product as uncharacterized. The record is from RefSeq and is a predicted model, not a curated record. Bases 38 to 883 code for a protein of 281 amino acids. NCBI's taxonomy places the organism in Eukaryota, Metazoa, Mollusca, Bivalvia, Ostreida, Ostreidae. The transcript has 2 exons.